UUUCAUUCCUUCAUUCAUUCGUUGGUACCGCUAGCUUUACGCUUGAAGUAUGAUAGUUUCUGCGUGGUACGAUAUUUCCAUUCACAGUUAUUGAAAUGUAUCCUUGCUUGUGUGGUGAAAUAUCUGGAAAUACGAAAUGUUUUCGUAGCAUGUGUGAACUGUAAUUGUUAAAAAUAUUUUUUACAACGAUCAACAAAAACGAUAGAGGUGCAAUGUGGCCUACUAGACGACUGUUAAAAUACGGCCUCAUCGGAGGAUCAUUGGUUGGAACCGUUCUGAGUUUGCAUGCAAAUGACUAUGAUAUUAACUCAAUAGGUAUAGUCAGGUUGGGUCGAGCAGGAGUAACUGUUUUCGACAUUGCUGCUACUUACCAAGCCAAUUUGUACAAACAGAAAUGGCCAGACAAAACAGAUCCAAUCUAUAUAAAAUUAAAAAGCGACACGCAUAAGCUGGCUGCUGAAAAGUUACUAGAACUUUGUCGCUCUAAUCGGGGAGUGUACAUAAAAGUUGGACAACAUAUUGGUGCACUGGAAUACUUACUUCCAUACGAGUACGUGAAUACUAUGAAGAUUUUACACAGUAAUGCUCCGCAAAAUCCCUUAGAAGACCUGUAUAAAGUAAUACGCCAAGAUCUUAAGGUGAAUCCUGAAGAUAUUUUUUCAUCAUUUGAUGCAGAACCACUUGGAACGGCAUCCUUAGCACAGGUGCACAGGGCUACACUUAAGGAUGGUACUGAAGUUGCUGUUAAAGUUCAGCAUCCAUACGUGCGAGGAAAUUCAAUAGUAGACAUCAAAACAAUGGAAACUUUGGUCAAACUAGUAGGGUGGACUUUCCCAGAUUUCAAAUUCCAGUGGUUAGUGAAAGAAACAAAACGAAAUUUACCCAUUGAAAUGGAUUUUGAGCAUGAAGGACAUAAUGCUGAAAAAGUAGCCGAAAUGUUCAAAGAGUACCAGUGGCUUAGGAUUCCAAAAAUUUUCUGGGAAUAUACCACCUCUCGAAUUUUGGUGAUGGAAUUUGUCCAAGGCGGUCAAGUCAACGAUUUGGAUUAUAUCAAAAAAGAAAAACUUGACCCAUACGACAUUGCCAACAAGAUAGGUCAGCUGUAUGCCAAUAUGAUAUUUUUGAAAGGGUUCGUUCACAGUGAUCCUCAUCCGGGUAAUAUUUUGGUGAGAAAAAGCAACAAAGGAGACACUGAGGUGAUAUUAUUAGAUCAUGGUCUGUACGCGAACUUAACGGAAAAAUUUCGUUAUGAGUAUUCGAAAUUAUGGUUGAGUAUAUUAAAAGUAGAUCAAAUGGGAAUGAAGAAGCAUGCUCACGCCCUUGGAGUCGAAGGUAGCAUGUGGGGACUGUUUGCUUGCAUGGUUACUGGACGGCCAUGGAACUCCGUCAUUAGUGGUAUUGACAGGGUAAAACAAGAUGAAAGCGAGAAAGAAAUGAUUCAGAAGGAAGGAAAACUCGUUAUUCCACAUAUUUCAGACGUUUUGGAAAAGGUAGACCGUCAGAUGUUACUGGUAUUGAAAACGAACGAUCUGAUUCGGGGGAUCGAAACGACACUUAAAACUCAGAAUAGAAUGACUGCCUUCUGGGUGAUGAGCAAAUGCUGCAUUAAGAGUGUUGGUAAUCAGGAAUACCUGGAAGCGACGGAUCCAUGGCGCAAACUGUCCACAUGUCUCCGGGAGAAUUGGGCUAUUCUGAAGCUGAACCUGUACUAUCUGUACCGAGGUUUAAUGAGUUUACAUUUGUUCUCAGCACUGAGAAUGAUAUUUUGAGUCUAGCAAACGAGGACAACCGAUUUCGAUGAAAGCAUUAUCAUUUCAUGUUAUUAAUAUAGGUUUACAAAUUUUGUGAAGAGAAUUGUUUGUUCCCCCGGUUAAAGCCGAAGUAAAAUGAAUGAUAUAUAAAAAAGAGAAUUGUUUAUAUUCGAUACCAAUUGAUGCUUUUAAGUGUUUGAGCUCGUUUGUAUAAUGAUUCACAAAUAAAUCUAUAUAUUGA
This is a messenger RNA of Malaya genurostris, 1992 nucleotides long. It is a transcript of the gene Adck1, whose product is annotated as aarF domain-containing kinase 1. Gene Ontology annotation, molecular function: protein kinase activity; ATP binding. Gene Ontology annotation, cellular component: mitochondrial inner membrane. The transcript has 3 exons. The record is from RefSeq and is a predicted model, not a curated record. The coding region runs from base 213 to 1769 and encodes 518 amino acids. Gene Ontology annotation, biological process: mitochondrion organization; protein phosphorylation; lipid homeostasis. Lineage: Eukaryota; Metazoa; Arthropoda; Insecta; Diptera; Culicidae.